This is a messenger RNA of Sphenostylis stenocarpa, 2019 nucleotides long. Lineage: Eukaryota; Viridiplantae; Streptophyta; Magnoliopsida; Fabales; Fabaceae. The record is from the annotation of a GenBank genome assembly.
AUGCUCAACACAGAUUCCCUUUUAGAUCAUUUUCCUGGUUCCAUCAAUGGUUUCAUAUUUGAAAACGGUCCUGUCUCGGUGUUUGUGAAUCAGGCAAAUGAGUUCAAGUUUGAUGAUUCAAUUUCCCCUGCAGAAUCUGCAUCUGAUUCUGCUCCCUCUUCUGGGACAGGUUCUAAUGGAGAACAUGCAGAGAGUACUAAACACUCCAAUCCUAUUCUCAGGUACAUAAGUGAUAUUCUCAUGGAUGAAGAGGAUAAUUUAGAGCGCAAACCCUGCAUGUUGCAGGAUUGUUUGAGACUCCAGGCUGCUGAAAAAUCAUUCUAUGAUGCGUUGAUUCAUAGCCACCCUUCAUCACCUCAUCAGUUUAAUGAUAACCCCGACCCAGAUGAUAAUUUUGGUCGAACCACUAGUUCUGAGAGUUAUAGCAGUAAUACCACUGAUAAUUCAUGUGAGUCUGAUUGGUUUAACGGUGCUGGUGAUUUUGAGUCUGCUUUCCUACAAAGAUCUCUGCAUAACUCCCCUGACCAUGUUUAUGUUGUUCCUGAUCUGAUUAGAGAGGCGCACGCUGGGGUCCAUGUCUCAAAUGGAGCCUGGAAUUUGAUUCACUCGCAGAACAAGCCAGGCGUGAUUGAAGAGGGCGUGACGAGGACAGUCAAAGGAUCAAGGGAGAAGAGGAGCCAUCUCAUGAAUGAUGUCUCACAUGAAGAGGAGGAGAGAAGAAAUAAGCUUUCAGCUGUCUUUUCUGAUGAUUCGGAGCCAUCCAGCCUGUUCGAUGAGGUGCUGCUUUGCAAGGAUGGCAAGAGUCCAGCCAUUUUUAAGUCCGAGUCUGGAGGAUCUAAUGGAAAGACAACACGUUCGAAGAAAGGUUCCAACAAGGGAACAAGUGCAAGAACAACGGUGGAUUUAUGGACUUUGCUAUCUCAAUGCGCACAAGCUGUGGCUAGCUUUGACCCAAGGACUGCAAAUGAAAUACUCAAGCAGAUUAGGCAGCACUCUUCACCUUUGGGCGAUGGACUUCAGCGUUUGGCUCACUACUUUGCCGAUGGCCUCGAGACAAGGUUAGCUGCUGGGACACCAACGUUCAUGCUCUUGCAGUCACCAUCUGCUGCAGAUAUGUUAAAAGCUUACCGAGUGUAUGUCACAGCAGCACCAUUUCACAGGAUGUCGAAUUUCUUGGCUAACCGUACUAUUUUGAAGUUAUCACAAAGUGAAAGCAGUGUUCACAUUAUUGACUUUGGGAUUAGCUAUGGUUUCCAGUGGCCGUGCCUCAUCCAACGGCUUUCAGAGAGGGCAGGUGGUCCUCCGAGGCUUCGGAUAACAGGAAUCGAUCUUCCUCAGCCAGGAUUUAGGCCAGCAGAAAGGGUUGAGGAGACGGGGCGGCGUCUAGAGAAGUACUGCAAGAGGUUUGGAGUCCCAUUUGACUACAAUUGCCUUGCUCAGAAAUGGGAAACUGUAAGACUUGAGGACCUCAAACUUGAUAGGAGUGAAGUAACCGUGGUUAACUGUUUGUACAGAUUGAAGAACCUGUCUGAUGAAACUGUGACUGCAAACUGUCCAAGAGAUGCUGUGUUGAGGUUGAUCAGGAGGAUCAAUCCAACCAUCUUCAUGCAUGGGGUUGUCAAUGGCACCUACAAUGCACCAUUUUUCCUGACAAGGUUCAGGGAAGCACUUUUCCACUUCUCAGCAUUGUUUGAUUUGUUUGAAGCUAACGUGCCUCGGGAAGAUCCAUCCAGGCUUAUGUUUGAGAAAGGGUUGUUUGGAAUGGACGCAAUCAAUGUCAUAGCAUGUGAGGGGGCAGAGAGGGUUGAAAGGCCAGAGACCUACAAGCAAUGGCAAGUUAGGAACCAGAGAGCAAGGUUCAAACAACUUCCAUUGGCCACAGAGCUCGUGGAUAGAGUGAAGAAAAUGGUGAAGAAGGAAUAUCAUAAAGAUUUUACUGUUGAUGAGAAUGGCAAGUGGGUUUUGCAAGGAUGGAAAGGACGUAUUCUAUUUGCAAUUUCUUCUUGGGUUCCUGCUUGA